This is a messenger RNA of Capsicum annuum, 602 nucleotides long. RefSeq lists its product as uncharacterized. Bases 127 to 489 code for a protein of 120 amino acids. The record is from RefSeq and is a predicted model, not a curated record. The transcript is spliced from 2 exons. Lineage: Eukaryota; Viridiplantae; Streptophyta; Magnoliopsida; Solanales; Solanaceae.
AGGGUUAAUUAGGGACAAGCAGGGGGAUUGGGUAUGCGGGUUUAGCGCUAAAAUUGCUGCCCAAUCAGCACUUGAAACUAAAAUAAAUGCUUUGUAUCUGGGACUAAAAAUGGCCACAAAGCUCAAAUGCAACAGCCUGAGGAUCUUCUUCGGGAGUUGGGGAACCCACUGGUACGCCAUGAAGGUAGAAGGCUUAACAGAGCUGCAGACAUUUUGGCUAAGGCAGGAAGGAAGAAAGAUGUACAUCGCUAUUUUGAAGAAUGGGCAGUUCCACCUGUGUUUAUUCGUAAUGCUGUUAUAAUAGAUAAAGAGGGAACUUCCGUUGUUAAGCAGUAUUUUGAUAUGCAUGCUAGUGUCAACUUUAUUAGUAAUCAAGCUGUUGCACGGUAUAGUUUGCCGGUAUCUACUACUGAAUGUAAUAUUAGUACUCUAGAUGAUGGCCCUAUAGGGUCUAUUCCGCAGCUUUACAAUAUGUAUGAAGAAUAUUAAGUAAUAAAUAAAGUCUUUUUCUACCAAAAAAAAAAAGAAAGAGAGAGAAAAUGUUUGUGGGUUAUUGUUUAGCCAAAAAUAUUAAAUAUAGCCAUUUAAUGCCAACUUUUGAA